This is a messenger RNA of Propithecus coquereli (Coquerel's sifaka), 1459 nucleotides long. It is a transcript of the gene DORIP1, whose product is annotated as chromosome unknown open reading frame, human C14orf28. NCBI's taxonomy places the organism in Eukaryota, Metazoa, Chordata, Mammalia, Primates, Indriidae. The record is from RefSeq and is a predicted model, not a curated record. The transcript is spliced from 5 exons. Bases 272 to 1204 code for a protein of 310 amino acids.
UCCUUCGUAAUAAGCAGCGACGCCUCCCGCGGUCCUGGCUCCGUGGGUCCGGUCGGAUUGGACCUGGGCGCUGGAGCUACUGUGGCUCCCGCCUCGGCGGGUGCGAUGGAGGCUGUGCCGGAGCCAAGCACUCAUGCCAGGGGAGGCCGAGACAGCCGGCGGUGCUAGUAGAUGAGGUGGCGGCGGCGGCGGCGGCAGCCCGGGCUCUCCAUGAGCAAACGGCGGCGGCGACGGGUGCGGCGGCACCGGCGGUUUUCGGUCCCCGGGGAGGAUGAAGACACUGUUUGAAGAGAUCAAAGCAUCAAUUAAAAAUAACUACAACCAAGAUCGAUCAUUCUGGAGACCUGUUCUUCCCUGGGGAGGUGUAUUUACAAUCAAAGCUGGCCGCAAAGCAGUAUCCUGUACACCACUCUAUGUUGAGAUAAAACUGAAAAAUACCUGCACCAUAGAUGGAUUCUUGAUGCUAUUGUAUGUCAUUCUUAAUGAAAAUGAAAAUUUCCCCAGGGAACUCUCUCUUCACUUUGGUAGAGAGUUUGUAGACUGUUUUCUUUAUUUAAUGGACACCUACAGUUUUACAACUGUGAAGCUACUUUGGAUUUGGGACAAGAUGGAAAAACAGCAAUACAAAUCUGAAGUUCAUAAAGCUUCACUAAUAAUUGAUUUGUUUGGGAAUGAGCAUGAUAAUUUUACAAAAAAUCUGGAAAAUCUCAUGUCUACCAUUCAAGAGAGUUACUGUUCCAACUGUCGAUGCCCAACUCGCGUACAGGAAGAUCAGCAGCGCACAAUUAAUAUAAAUCCUCCCCAAGAAAUUCCACAUGGAAACUUGAUACGACUGGCUGUGGAUGAGUUAUUCUGUUCCAAGAUUGAACUGUGUGAAGAGCGUGGGUGUGGUGGCUUAAGAGAAUUUUCCCAGCGAGUUUUUUGCCAUGGGGCACCCCCUUUUGUUGUCUUAAAUAUGCAGCACUGGAAAUCUGAAGAUCUGGCAUAUGUACCCUAUUACUUGGAUUUAUCUGACCACAAGUAUUUGUUGGAAGGUGCCACAUUAUUUAACAAAGAAGAACAUCAUUAUUCUGCGGCUUUCCAGAUUGAUGGACAUUGGAUGCACUAUGAUGGCCUCAGAAAUGUGAAUUUAAUUUUGUUAAAUAAACCCCCAGAGUUUCUCCUCUUGUCAUCAUUGGUUUAUAUUCGAGCAACAGAGAAAUAAAUAUAGACUGAUGCUAAAUUAAAUUGUUUUCCCUCCUGCCCAUGCUCCCCAGAUGAAGGGCUUUAUUUUGUGUAUACUUGGUAUCCAAGGAAAUAGUUCAACUAUAAUAGUUUCAGAGGUGUGUUUUCCAGUGUUUAGCCCCAGGUAAAUCUUUUAUAUAGAGGAUCUAUGCAAAAAUGUUUGUAUUUCUUUAUUAUAUUUCCUAGGUUAUUUUUAUACAAGCAUAUUUUAUGUUGAAAUAAAAUUUAUCUUAUG